AUGACUGACAAAGAAGUAGGGGUGACUGUUAUCAGUCGAAUCACUGGCCUGCCUCAUCUGCUUAGCAACAGCAGUGAAGAGUCUUACACCCAAUGUCCCUACCUGGUACUGACUGCUCAGAGCAUGGGCGUGGCAUCUUUACUGGCCAUGUUCAUAUCACUGGCCGCUUUUGGGAAUGCGCUGGUCAUCCUGUCAGUGCUGUGUAAUCGCCAGUUACAAACAGCCACCAACCUCUUCAUUAGCAACCUGGCUGUGGCAGAUCUGCUCCUCAGCAUCUGCGUGCUGCCCUUCUCGGCCACGCUGGAGGUGCUGGGCUGCUGGCCGUUUGGCCGCCCAUUCUGUGACAUGUGGGCUGCGCUCGACGUGCUGUGCUGCUCUGCGUCCAUCCUGAGUCUGUGCGCCAUCGCCGUGGACCGCUACAUCGGCGUGCGCCACUCCCUACAGUACCGGUCCCUGGUGACCAGGCGCCGGGCCACCGUGGUUCAGGCCUGCGUGUGGACGGUGUGCAUGGCCCUGUCAGUGCCACCGCUGCUGGGCUGGAAGGAGGCUCGCCCACCAGACACCAAGAUAUGCACAGUCACUCAGGAACCCGGCUACGCGCUCUUCUCCUCAAUGUUGUCCUUCUACCUGCCUCUGGGCGUGGUGCUGGUGGUGUAUGCGCAGGUGUACGUUGUGGCGCGCAGGACCACGCGCUGUCUGGAGAGGGGGGUGAAGCGUGAGCGCCAGCAGCAGGGGGGGAAGGCGGAGGUGGUGCUGAGGAUCCAUCGGCGUGGUGCCGUGUUAGGGGAGGAUAUAUCCGGGGGGGCCAGAAAAAUGCAUGCUCGUGUGCUGCAGCGCUUCACACGGGAGAAGAAGGCUGCAAAGACCCUGGCCAUGGUGGUGGGGGUGUUCGUCCUUUGCUGGCUGCCUUUCUUCAUUGUACUGCCACUGGGUGCCAUGUUCCCCAUGUUAAAACCAACUGAAACAGUCUUUAAGGUGGUCUUCUGGCUGGGCUACUCCAACAGCUGCAUCAACCCUUUCAUCUACCCUUGCUCUAACCGAGGGUUUCGUCGAGCUUUCAUAAAACUGCUUCGGGUACCGCUGACCUCUAGGAGGUCCAACAGCUCUUCCCCUCUUUGUGUCUCCAUCAGGAAUUACAAGAGCAGAAACCCUACCCAAACGCCACCCCUUCGAGACUCAGUGCCUCUGCAGAUUACAGGUCUCAACCUCAACAUUCUGCUCAGAGGGGCAUCAUUAUGGCUGCAGGAAAAAAUGAACACGCUGACCAAUAAAAUCAGUGGCAGAUCACAUCCAAACAGGACCCACAACUCAGAGGAAGGAAACCUCAAUUCUGUUUCAAUGGUCAUUUUUAGUGAGUCGACAAACUGA
Messenger RNA from Clupea harengus (Atlantic herring), 1368 nucleotides. RefSeq names its product alpha-1A adrenergic receptor-like. Gene Ontology annotation, biological process: cell-cell signaling; positive regulation of cytosolic calcium ion concentration; positive regulation of vasoconstriction. Gene Ontology annotation, cellular component: plasma membrane. The record is from RefSeq and is a predicted model, not a curated record. Gene Ontology annotation, molecular function: alpha1-adrenergic receptor activity. Lineage: Eukaryota; Metazoa; Chordata; Actinopteri; Clupeiformes; Clupeidae.